GUCCCUUGCUCUUCUUUGUCCAAGUGAAACAAAAGGACUUCUGCGCCAGCCUUCGUCAGGUGUGGAAGUCUCUCUCUUGCCUGUGUAUCAGUGACAAAUUUCCACCGUUCUCUCUGGGACGUUUGUCCUCAUCUAUUUUGCCCGCCAGGCACUCUACAGGAGGGGCACCUGUACAUAGGAUUACUUUUGGCCAGCUCCAUUUUUUCCGCUCUGCGGAAAAUUCUUUAACGGUCUUUGGUGGGCAGCCGGUUACUGUACUCAGGUGGGAGUGUUGGCGUCCCUCUCUACUGGGGCUUGGCAAGGGCGUCCGCCGGAUCUAAUUGGAAACUUAAGUCUCUAUCUCUAUUUACAAAGGAACUUUUGUUCCUUUUCUGUCAUCGUCCAGCCUUGGGCAACAAAUCUUCCUGGUACCAUCGAGAAACCGGGUUCGAUACGGCGUAUGUUGUCAGUGGCCCUAAUAAACCCAACAACAACAACAAGUGAAGCAUAAAACCUCUGAGCAAACUGCAUCUAACCUGAAGAAGAAGAGUGAGACGCCUAUACUUAUGUUAGCAGGCACUAACAGCCUCGUUGAUCGUGGAGAUGAUGGCACUGUGUCUCUGAGAUGUCAGGAACAACUUCUUCGAGACCUCGAAACAUCGGUGUUUUAAAUGAAUGAUAAUGAUGUCAGAAGUCCACGUCUUUAAUUAAGGUGCAGACCUUGUGGUUACACCAUGGUGAGGCCAAGACACAGCCACACUGUGAGUGCUCUGCUUCACACAUACUGUACUGAUGCAAUUUUUUGUGGCGAGGCUCUGAAGUCGGUUCUGGUGUCAUUCCUCAAGUCAUUUGUUGCAUCAUUCUUGCCGUAAGUUCUAGCAUCGUUCCUCAAGAUUGAUGCAAUAUACCUUGUGGUGUUGCUAUGAGGUUUGUUCCAUCAUCAGUCCUGCAGUUCUAACUUCCUUCGUGAACACGGCUUUCAAGAACCAGAAACUGUUACUGGCAUCUGAGAAGACUACACAAUAUGUGAAAGGAAACAUACUUUAACCUUACUCUAUAUGAAUUGAAAAGACCUCUUCCUUUCUAUGUGUUUUCACUUGUUUUUAAUUAUUAAAAAAAAAAAAAAGUGCCCUCCCAAAAUGGAAUUACAUAUAUAUAUAUAUAUACAUGAUAAAGAUGUAUUAAUACUGUUUGGAAAAUUUUUCACAUAAAAGAACUUUGGGUUCUUUUCAGGCUCUGUAUGGCCCCAAUGGAUUUAGUGCUUCUCCUUUAUAUAAUAAUAAUAAUUUAGGUUUAUUUAUGCCUCGUGGAAAUCAUGUUUACAUUUAAUUAUUCAGAAAGGCUGAGGUGAAGGCAUUUUCUGGGUUUGAUAAAAUAUGAAUGAAAGAAAUCAUGCGAGAGCUAUUUUUUUUUUCACAUGCUUGUUUUAUUCAAGGUCUAGUGAGUGAAGUUCAUUCAGUUAGAACAUGGAUAUGCUUGUUCAUACCCAGGAGAAAAAAUAUGAAUGCAAGGAAUGUGGAAAAGUGUUUUCUAAAAAGAGUCAUGGAAAAAGCCACCUGUUGGUUCACACGGGCGAGAAGAAGUUCGAGUGUGAGGUUUGUCACAAUCUAUUUAGCAGAAAGAGCAAUCUGGUAACUCAUAUGCACAUUCAUACGGGUGAUAAGAAGUUUGAAUGUCAAGAGUGUGGCAAUCUGUUUUCUCAGAAGGUUAAUCUUAUCGCUCAUAUGCCUAUUCACACAGGUGAGAAAAAGUUCCACUGUGAGGAGUGUGGGAAACAGUUCACUCAUCUGAGCACCCGUAACAAACACCGACUUACUCACACACAGGAGAGAAAAUUCAAAUGCGAGGAAUGCGGCAAAAUGUUUCUUCGAAAAAGCCAUCUUAACACUCACAUCCUUACCCACUUUCUCCGUGGGAAUGACAAGUUAGAUUGUGAAGAGUGUGGGAAGUCAUUCUCUAGAAAAGAGGAUCUCUCUUUGCACAAAAUUUUCCACAAAAAUAAGGAAAAUUUUAAGUGUCAGCAGUGUGGGAAAGUGUUUAAUCUGCUGAGUCAGCUUGAUGCCCACACUCCAGUGCACAAUGCAGAAAAAAAACAUGAAUGUGAGAUAUGUGGCAAAAUGUUCACUCAAAAAAGCAACCUCAGAACACACACACUUGUGCAUACGAGGGAGAAGAACUUUGUAUGUGAGGUCUGUGGCAAGGUGUAUGCUCGCAAGAGUGGCUUGAAGGGUCACAUGCAUGUUCACACUGGUGAGAAAUAUGAAUGUGAAAUAUGUGGAAAUUUGUUCACUCAGAAAGUAAGUCUCAGUUUGCAUGUUUCUAUUCAUACAGGUGAGAAGAACUAUGAAUGUGAGAUUUGUGGGAAAUUAUUUGCUCGGAAAAGUAGCCUCAACACCCACAUGCCGGUGCACUCUGGUGAGAGGAAGUAUGAGUGUCAGAUAUGUGGGAGAAUGUUUAUACAUAAGAGUAAUCUCAGUAAGCACAUACUCAUUCACUCAGGUGAGAAAAGGCAUGAGUGUGAAAUCUGUGGGAAACUUUUCACUCAGAAAGGUAGCCUCAACAAUCACAUGGCAGUUCAUUCCAGUGAAAAGUAUGAAUGUGAAGAAUGUGGAAAGGUCUUCACCAUGACAAGCAGCCUCCUCAGACAUAAAAUCCUUCAUACUGGCAAGAAGAAGUUUGAGUGUGAGGAGUGUGGGAAACUGUUUUAUCGAAAAAGUAAUCUUCUGUCCCAUAUGUCUGUUCACGCAGGUCGGAACAAGAGUGAGUGAGAGGGAUGUGGAAGAAUGCUCACUCAGUAGAGUACUUUCCAAACUUGUGUGUUUAUUCUUGUCAGUGAGAGAAAAGUCAGUGAUAUUUGAAAUGAAAGAAUGAAAUUCUCGUACUGUUCACAGUUUUGUUAAGGAUAAAGGUGGUAGUUGCACUUGACUGUCAUACUCUUCCAGUGACUGCUGAUCUUAGCCUGGCUUGUCAAAAUAUCCAGGGAUGUACUGUGUUGGUAAUUCUUACAUAAUGACUUAGACAUGAUUCAUGCAAACCUCUUGUACAGUCGGUGAAUUUUUUUAACACUGGCCGUCUCCAACCGAGGCAGGGUGACCUGACAAAGAAAACGCUUCACUGUCACUUGUUCAGUCACUGUCUUAUCAGAAGAGCACUGAUCAGAUGACCCCUCCAAAUUGCAACAUCCCCACCCCUCCUUCAGAGUGCAGGCACUGUACUUCCCACCUUUAGGACUCAAGUCCAACUGGUUUACCUAAAUCCCUUCAUGAAUGUUACCUUGUUCACACUCCAAUAUGACAGAUCAUAAAAUAAUACUUGCCUACACUACUAAAUAACAUGUUCACUCAAGCAUGUUGGGUGUCUAAGUCCCUAGCACUCAAAACCUCCUCUCACCCCCUCCCUCCAACCUUUCCUAGAAUGACCUCUGCCCCUCCUUCCCUCCACCCCAGACUUAUAUGCCCUCCUAGUCAUCCUACUUUGCUUCUUCCUCUCUAAAUGUCCGAACCACCUCAGCAACCCCUUCUCAUCCCUCUGAAUAACACAACAUCUCUACUGUCUUCAACCUUCUCCUCACUGCAGCAUUCAAAACCCAAGCUUCACACUCAUACACCAGUGUUGAUACCACUAUAUUUUAAUACAUUUCCCUUUUUGCCUCCAUGGAUUAAUCCGUUAACGGUCCAAACGUAUAUAUACGUUUUUUCAACAUUUGAAAGUAUGUAAAAAAAGUAGAUCUUCUUUUUGUUUUUUUACAUUUGAAAAUGUGUAAAAAAAACUUUGAUCUACUCUUUUUUUUUUGUUAUAUUUGAAAAUAUGUAAAAAAAACGUAGAUCUACUUUUGUAGCACUACACAUGUGAACGUAGAUCUGCUUGGACCGUUUAUGGGUUAAGUUCUAUACAGUGGUACCCCUAGUUUUGUACAUAAUUCGCUCCAGAAGGCUGUUUGAGUGCCAUUGCCGAAUGAAUUUGUUCCUAUAAGGAAUAAUGUAAAUAGAUUAGUUCAUUUCAGAACCCCAAAAAUACAGUUACAAAAGCACAUACAGUGCUUUUGUAACUGUAUGGGAGCAGUACAGAGCUCAGGGUACCACUGUACUAUAUCCACAGAUGCUUCAAUGCACCACCCAUCUGUUUUCCUUCAUCAGUUCUAUGGUUCACUUCAUCUCUUGUAGAACCACUUGCCAACAAGUCCCCACCCAGAUAACUGAACACAUUUGCUUCCUCUAUACUCCUUCCCUCCCUCCAGCAUAUUACAAAAUAUUUCUCAACAAACACUCUCUCUGUAUCUUAACUACAUUCCUGAAGAAGCUUAACCCUUUGACUGUUGCAACCCCAAAUCCUAAAGUGUCUGUGUCACAGAAUAUUAAAAAAAAGUUAUUUUUUUUCAUAUGAAAUGAUAGAUAAUCUUUUCCCGAUGAUAAUGACACCAAAAGUACGAAAUUUUAUGGAAAACUUACGGAAUUAUGCUCUCUUGAAGUUAGUGAUCUCGGCGAUAUAUACGCAUCUGCGAUUUCGCUCAAUUUGAGCCCUAUUUUCAGCCAAUUCCAUUGAUCCAGUCAGCUAGACUUACAGCUGUUUCUUUAGAACUCCAUUUGUUCUAUCAAUUGAGCACAAGAAACCAUUCACUUACCAAUUUCAACUACCCAAUAAAGUGGUCAGAAAUUGGCAAUUUGGCCAAUUUCAUGCAAAUUAAAAAAAAAUGCCAAUUUUAAAAUAGGGUCCAGAAUAAACAAUGCAGACAUUCCUGGCACUAAAAUAACAUUUUCUCUGUUCAUUAGUCACGUCUUCAGGCCCCUCUUAUAUUACUCUUGCUUUCUAUUUUAAAUUUUUAUUCUCACAAAAAAUAGAAGAUUUACUGUUAUGCAGACUACUGCAUUAUUAUAAUAAUUGUAUAAAUAAUGUCAACCCAUUUGUGACUGUGUAUUAGAAUGGCUAGUUGGACACAUGUUGGACAGCGGCACCAUUUGUUUACUCUUGAACAUCGGCAAAAAUCGAACAUGUCCACUAAUUUGAGCUCAAUUUCAAGGUCCUUUUCAUCGUGAAACUAAUCAAAAUCAUCUCUAUUUCUGUAAAAUGUCUUCCAGUCUAUCACAAGAGACCAAGAAAGUGAGAAUGCAGCCAUAAAUACUAUACGAAAAUACACAUCAAAGUUGGCAUUUUAAUCCAAAAAACACGGAUUUUUUUUUCUCAUGUACUGCGUGCUGCAGAAUUUUUUUUUAUACUGCGCACACUGACCACACAGACCCAUUCUCUCACAUGUGGGCCUACCAGCUUUCUCUCACUUGAUUUGAAGCCGCUAGAAUUUUGGCAUAUUAAUACUUCAAAAGCACUGUCUUGUAAAACAUAUACAAUUGAAACAGCAAAGGGUUAACAUACCAAAUAAAUAUGAAAGCAGUACACAUGCACCAGGGACUCAAGCACAAGUAAUGAACGUACAAUACUAGUUUUUGUUUAGGGUCGCCCAGUGAGGUUAUUCGAGCACGAGCCAAUACAAAACCAGUUAUUGCCAUUCAUGAAGAUAUCCACUUGAGUGACUACAAACAAACUCACACUCAGUGUAGACAAGACAUUCUACAAACUGCCUGAGAACAAGCCUAAAAAAUUUCAUUACCUCAAACCUCUCAUUGCACAACAAAAUUCUGCCAUUAGAAUAAUCAGUCAAUCAGCUUGUAGACAACCUCCCCCCCCCCCUACUAUUCACAAGUUUAAAUUUAUUCAAUAUACAAAAUAGUCAUUCCUUCUCUUAUAUAUACUACUAUACAGGAGGGCCCCAUUUGUAUGGCCCUUAGGUUCUCUACCCUCUACGGUAAGCAAAAAUCACUGAUGGGUGGAAAAGAGCAUUUUUUCUUCAUAGACAGUGUUUAAAAUAUCUGAUAACAUGUUUACACUAUCAUAUAUUAAGGCAAAAAACAAAUUAAAAAAGUAAAAUAAACACACUGUACAUAAAUACAUAUUUAGUCCUAUAGCCUCAUAACAAGGACAAAGAUGCUCGGCAUGUCAAGAGAUUUUCUAACAGCAUAGAGAUUAUGAAUGUGAAAAUGUCAGUACAGGUACUCCUUGACUUACGAUGGGGUUACUUUCUGAUGGACCCAUCGUAAGUUGAAAAUGUCAUAAGUCGAAUGUGAUAUGCUAAAUAAAUAAAAAAAUAACUGCUGUUACUGAAAAAGUAAAUAAACAAAUUACUGUAACUAUAUAAAUACCAGGACUGAAAAGUAAAUAAAUGAAUACAAGUUACAGACUUGCUGCCUUUAUGCUGGGUAAUUAUCUUGAGUUUCAUCUCCAAAGUAAUUGCUUUUGCACCAUCAUAAGCUGAGGAGCACCUUUAUACAACAGUUUGGUUGGUGUGUUCAACAAAUGACAAUAAAGACUCCAGGUAGACACUCAGAUCCCUCACUGAUCCUGCAGGCUGCAAACUGACUCUACUACAAUCAGGGGCAUCAAAAUCUCCAGUCUGCAUUUUCCUGAGGUUUCCCCUGACAAUCAGAAUCUCUAUUUUACCAUCAUUUAGUCUCAAUUUUCUAUUUGUCAUCCAAGUCUGAAUAUUGAGCAGAAGAGAACUAAAACAGAGUUUUGCAUUUUCCUUAUUCAAAACCUGGAUGUAGACCCGUAUAUUGUCAGCAUAAAAAUGGGCAUCCAGCAGUAUGGUUAAGUCACAGCAUAACAGUAAACAAUGCCAGUCCAAGAACAGAGCAUUGAUGAAUGCCUUAGGGUAAAGGCUUAGAUACAUAAUCAUUAAUUACUGCUUGAUAUGACUGAACAAAAAGAUGUCAUUUCAAAAGCGAUACAGCAGUAUCCUUAAGACCACAACUUAAAAGAUCACUUUUCAGUAAUGCAUGAUCAUUGGUAUCAAAUACAGCAGAGAGGUUCAACAAAAUCAUCGCCGUUGCAUUUUCUAAACAAGCGUUCAGUAACAACUUAGGCGUAGUACACUAAGGGAAUCUCCUUCAAGGGCUAAAUACAUAUGGCCUCUCCUCACUUAACGAUGGAGUUCCGUUCCUGAGACCAUGUUGUUAAACAAAUUCAUUGCAAAGUGAGGAGCAUACUAUUAUAAUGGUAGUGCGUUUGUGUCAACCAUCUUUGAUAUUGUUUUAAUGUCACCUUUGCACCAUUUUUAACAUUUCUGGUAUAUUUUAUAUGUUUAUACAGUAGUGUACUAUAUACUGAAAUACGUAAACAGAAUAGAGAAAAUCUGCUCUAAUAUACAUUAUUUAGCUAUGAAUACUGGUCAGAAAGCCCGUUGUAAGUCUUGAUGCGUCGGUAAACGAGUACGUCAUUAAGUGAGGAGAGGCUGUACGCAAGUCAGUGAAUAAUUUUGUAAGGGGAGAUCUCAGAGGUCAUUAGAGUACACAGGUUUGAUGAGAGAAUAUUAUACUCAUAUCCGUUGAAUGAAAUAGUCUAUGUGCAGACUGAACACACAGUAAAACAUUACCUCACUCUCCAGGAAAGGAACUGAUAAAAAAAUAGCACGUUCACUCAAUUUAGAAACGAACGUAAGAUUAGAAACAGGAUGAUAGUUUGAUAUAUUUUCUGAAUUAAUUAAAUUUUUCUUGAGGAGUGAGAGAACUAAGUCCCCAUUCAUUGACUGUGAGAAACAUCUGCUUUGAAAAUAAUGAUUGAUCAAUAGAGUUAUAGAGGGGCAACAGUUUUGUAUGCUGUCAAGAUCUUUGAAGUAUUUAUGGGGUCUAAUGGACAGUAUGUCUUAUUAGAUGCUGUGAUAUACUAUACAACUCCCUCCUUGCCAACUGGAAUAAAUAAUGAAUCAAUAAUUCAUGUUAAGUGUUAAACCCAUGUGGGUCAUUCACUGCAAGAUGUGGUGAGGCUUGAUCUUCCAUCUGCUGAGUGCCAGACAUACACACUUCCUAUUUGCACUCGCCUAACCAACUAGAGCAAACUAAGACAAGGAAAUCUGUGACAUUAUAAUCUAAAACAAACACUGAAUACUCUGCACCAGCUUGAGAUGAAUCCAUUUCCACACAAAUAUUAUAUUUUUCUAUCCAAAAUAAUCAGAAAAGGCUGAGGUCAGCAGAAAAGCAUAAUCAGAGACAGGUAAAGCAGGUUCAGAUAUACAGCCAAGAUGAAGAGAAAGGAGCUCCUUAUUUCCAUAACAAGAUUCAGUUAUUUUCCUGUAGUAUUCCACUUUAUAAACUGAUACCUGGUCACAACUGAUCUAUGGGUUUCUAUAUAAUCAGACCAUGAUUCCGGAGUGCACAGUUUGUGCCAUCAGCAUUCUGCACUCCUAUGAUUCCUCCAUAGCUGGGCAACAGAGGAAUUGUAUGAAGGGGCAAAGUCCUGAAUGAUGAUCCUUGCAGUGAUCAAAGGAUAGAGCUUAAUAGUCUUAGCCACAAAUAGCUCAUGAAUCCUUGCUAAUUGGCCAACAAACAGUGCAAAUAACUGUCAUACAAACAGCAGUCACAUGGCUAUUGUCUAACGCGGCAGUUUUUUAAAACAGAGUAAACAAAUGAACAUAGCAGGUGUCAGACAGCAAGUCAUAAAAUGUGUAUUAACAUUUAUCUUAUAAAACUUUUUUUUUUUUUUUAGCACAUUGACCAUUUCCCACUGAGGCAGGAUGACUAAAAAAAAAAGAAACCACUUUCAUCAUCACUCAUGCCAUAACUGUCUUGCCAGAGGCCAGAGGUAUGCCAAUACUACAGUUCAAAAAACUUAAUCUUACAAAAACAGUGUACAAGAGGUGGGCAUAAAACAAAAUUCACAAGGCAUGUUAUGCCACAAAACAAAUUCUAAAAUUUUCUAGUUUUCAAAAGUCACAAGAUCUGGCACUGAAAAGUAUAAGACAAGGUUUUGUAUUUCAUGGAAAGAAAAGGGUGUGUUAAAGUCUCCCCUCCCAAGUUAUGUUACAUAAUGUGAUGUAAAUGGUUUAGAAAACAGACAAGUUGAAGAAUGAGACACUUGGGUGGCACUUGGGAAUCUUUACUGAGGAAACGUUUUGCCAGCCACUGACUUCUUCAGUCCAGUACAAAGAAGAAUGGUGGAAGAUGAUGAGGAAUUUUGAGGUAAUCAGUCCCUCAGCCUGGAGUUGAUGUGUUCAGUCCAGUGGACAAGUGUCUCAUUCUUCAUCAUGUUACUGUACAUAAUCCACAUUCUGAAAGUUGUUUUUAACUUGAUGUAGCAUUUCUUACGUCAUCAGACAGGAUCACAUUUACCCACAGAAGAUGGAUAAAACAGUAUAGUACAGUGGAACCUCGGUACCUCUGUUUUCGUAUGCCCUGGUUUUCGUUGAAUUCAGUUUUCAAUGACUUUUUUUGUCAAUAUUUUGUCCCAUUUUUCGUUUGUCACCUCGGUUUUCGUCUCUCCAUACUGAACGUGUCCACCUGCCCGCACACACACACAAAGCAUCCCACGCAUUCUGAGUCAGUCUUGCUUUGUUUCUCGUCGAGUGAACAUUACCCUGUGCGUUCAUACGAAACAUUUCGUAAUAAUCCACUGUUUUUUGUACUUGUUUAUUGAGUGAGACUGCUAAAUAAGCCACCAUGGGGCCAAAGAAAGUUCCGAGUGCCAGCCAUUUGAUAAAGAAGGCAAGAAACAGGAUAGAAUUCAAGAAAGAACUCGUAGCAAAGUAUGAAAGUGGCGUACGUGUGGUCGAUCUCGCCAAGAUGUACAGGAAGUCCUCAUCAAUGAUCAGUUCCAUCCUGGCAAAGAAAAAGGAAUCAAGGAAUGUGAUGUUGUGAAAGGGGUAAAUGUGCUAAUGAAGCAAAGAUCUCAAACAAUCAAAGAUGUUGAAAAAUUAUUGUUGGUGUGGAUCAAUGAAAAACAUUUAGUGGGAUAGUGUUGUGGAGGCGAUAAUUUGUGAAAAGGCAAGGCAGUUGCAUGAGGAUCUCGUAAAGAAAGCCUGGAUUUAUUGCUGCUGUUAGUGAAUUUAAGGCCAGCAGAAGCUGGUUUGACAAAUUCAUGAAGCGAACUGGCAUACACAGCGUGUUAAGGCAUGGCGAGGCUGCAAGUUUGGACAAACGUGUGGCCAAAGAAUUCGUUGAUGAAUUCAAGGGGUACGUAGAGGCUGAAGAUUCCUCCCCCAACAAGUCUUCAGCUGUGAUGAAACAGGCCUCUUUUGGAAGAAAAUGCCAAAGAGGACCUACAUCACUGAGGAGGAAAAGGCACUGCCAGGACACAAGCCUAUGAAGGAUAGGCUAACUCUUUUGUUCUGUGGUAAUGCUAGUGGGGAUUUCAGAGCGAAGCCUUUACUGGUGUAUCACUCAGAAAAUCCCCAAGUGUUCAAGAAAAACAAUGUCAUGAAGAGUAAAUUGUGUGCGAUGUGGAAGGCUAACAAUAAGGCAUGGGUCACGAGGCAAAUUUUCAUUGAGUGGGUCAAUGAAGUGUUUGGCCUGAAUAUGAAGAAAUACCUCCUGGAAAAUAAAUUGCCACUCAAGUGCCUCCUGGUAAUGGACAGUGCUCCUCCUCAUCCUCCAGACCUGGAAGACCAAUUGUUGGAGGAGUUUAGUUUCAUCACAGUGAAGCUCCUGGCCCCUAAUACCACUCCUCUCAUCCAGCCCAUGGACCAGCAGGUGAUUUCAAACUUCAAAAAACUCUACACCAAAUCAAUGUUUCAAAGGUGCUUUGAAGUGACCUCAGACACUGAAUUGACCCUAAGAGAGUUCUGGAGGAAUCACUUCAAUACCCUCAAUUGCAUAAGCCUUAUAGAUAAGGCUUGGCAGGAAGUGACUUCCAGGAUGAUGAAAUCUGCUUGGAGAAAAUUGUGGCCAGAAUGUAUCCAAGAGAAGAGCUUUGAAAGGUUUGAGGCUGACCCUGACAACCCUAUGUCUGUUGUGGAAUCUAUUGUGGCUUUGGGAAAGUCCAUGGGGUUGGAUGUGAGUGGCCAGGAUGUGAAAGAGUUGGUGGACGAUCACAGGGAAGAGCAUACCACUGAAGAGCUGCAACACCUUCAGCUGGAACAGCAACAGAUUGCAGCUGAGGAAAUUGCUUCAGAGUAGGAGGAGGAAGAGAGAGGGGAGAAUGUGUCUUCUUCAGUGGUUAAGGACAUAUGUGCAAAGUGGAGUGAGUUACAAAGUUUUGUAGAGAAAUAUCACCCUAACAAAGUUGUUGCAAACCGUGUCUGCAACCUGUUCAAUGACAAUGCCUUGUCCUAUUUUAGGCAAAUCUUAGAGAGACGCCAGAAACAGACCUCUGUGGACAGAUUUUUUGUGCGACAGGGGUCCAGUGCCAAUAAAAGACAAAGAAGGGAAGUAACCCUGGAUAGGGACUUGAUACCUGAAGUCCUUAUGGAGGGGGAUUUCCCUUCCAACCAAUAACCUUUCCUCCUCCCUCUCCCCUCCUUGCGUCUUCCAUAUGCCAGCAAGAGUCUUCAAUAAGGUAAAAGUGAUAUUAAAUGUUCAUUUAUCCAUUUCAUUUGUCCUUUAUAUUAAUUUCUCAUUGUUUUCUGUAUGUAAAACUUUAGUUAUUCUCUAUAAAUGUAUU
This is a messenger RNA of Cherax quadricarinatus, 11397 nucleotides long. RefSeq names its product zinc finger protein 160-like. Lineage: Eukaryota; Metazoa; Arthropoda; Malacostraca; Decapoda; Parastacidae. The record is from RefSeq and is a predicted model, not a curated record.